This is a messenger RNA of Perognathus longimembris pacificus (Pacific pocket mouse), 1281 nucleotides long. RefSeq names its product hyphal wall protein 2-like. Lineage: Eukaryota; Metazoa; Chordata; Mammalia; Rodentia; Heteromyidae. The record is from RefSeq and is a predicted model, not a curated record. The transcript is spliced from 3 exons. Bases 1 to 1281 code for a protein of 426 amino acids.
AUGCAGUGCGAGCCCAGGGCACGGGCCUUCCCUCCCUCGGGCCGCAGGCCGGCAGGCACGGCUCUGUUCCCGGCGGAUCCUGGAAGGUCAGCCCUGGGGGGCGAGUGGCUUGCGUAUCCUGGAAGAGGACCGGGGCAGCAGCGCGGGUCCUCCACGCCUACACCCAAAUGCCCCGCGCCAGGAGGCCCAGUGAGAAGAGUGAAAGAGGCACCCCAGGAACUUUACCACCCCAUCACUGUGAACCAGCACCCCAGGAACUUCACCAACCACCCCAUCACUGAGAACCAGCACCUCAGGGACUCCACCAACCACCCCAUCACUGUGAAACAGCACCCCAGGAACUCCACCAACCACCCCAUCACUGUGAACCAGCACCCCAGGAACUUCACCAACCACCCCAUCACUGUGAACCAGCACCCCAGGAACUUCACCAACCACCCCAUCACUGUGAAACAGCACCUCAGGAACUUCACCACCCCAUCACUCGCAAGCCAGCACCCCAGGAACUCCACCAACCACCCCGCCACCGCGAGCCAGCACCUCAGGAACUCCACCAACCACCCCAUCACUGUGAACCAGCACCUCAGGGACUUCACCAACCACCCCGCCACCGCGAGCCAGCACCUCAGGAACUCCACCAACCACCCCGCCACUGCGAGCCAGCACCCCAGGAACUCCACCAACCACCCCGCCACCGCAAGCCAGCACCUCAGGAACUCCACCAACCACCCCAUCACUGUGAACCAGCACCUCUGGAACUUCACCAACCACCCCAUCACUGUGAACCAGCACCCCAGGAACUUCACCAACCACCCCAUCACUGUGAACCAGCACCCCAGGGACUCCACCAACCACCCCGCCACCGCGAGCCAGCACCCCAGGAACUCCACCAACCACCCCGCCACCGCGAGCCAGCACCCCAGGGACUCCACCAACCAGCCCGCCACGGCGAGCCAGCACCUCAGGAACUUCACCACCCCCGCCACUGCGAGCCAGCACCCCAGGGACUCAACCACCCACCCCGUCACCACAAGCCAGCACCCCAGGAACUCCAGCAACCACCCCAUCACUGUGAACCAGCACCCCAGGAACUUCACCAACCACCUCAUCACUGUGAACCAGCACCCCAGGAACUUCACCACCCACCCCAUCACUGUGAACCAGCACCCCAGGGACUCCACCAACCACCCCAUCACUGUGAACCAGCACCUCAGGAACUUCACCAACCAACCCAUCACUGUGAACCAGCACCCCAGGAACUUUACCACCCCAUCACUGUGA